Molecule: messenger RNA, 2612 nt
Organism: Striga asiatica
Lineage: Eukaryota; Viridiplantae; Streptophyta; Magnoliopsida; Lamiales; Orobanchaceae
Source: the annotation of a GenBank genome assembly
GAGAGAGAGAGAGAGAGAGAGAAUGGAAAUGUGGGUUUAGGAUUCAAGCUCCAGAAAAAGGUGUUCAUAUAUUUUGCAAUUUUUCGUUGAUUUAAUUCAUGAGAAUCUGUGUCGAUUUGCCGAAUCUGCUGAAAAACCUGAACUGAUGUCCUCGGCCAAUGAGCACGUUUUGAAAUCUGUUAAACUGGAGCAAGAUUUUGGCAGAAGCCAUUUGCAACAAAAUGAGGUCACCAACUUCAGUUCAGCUCUUCAUGAAGAAUCGAAUUCCCUUGGUAGAAGAAAUGGUUCUGCAAGUGUGUUGGAUGAAGAACAGACUCCAGCCCGUGAUUCGAGUUUUGCCUCAACGUCCUCAAUAAGUCCAGCCCCCAUUUGUCGGCAGUUUUGGAAGGCUGGAAACUAUGACGACAGACUUAAUUUGAAGCCAUCAUCUCAAAAUAGCACUGGUUAUCUUCGGAUUCAUCCCAAAUUUCUUCAUUCUAAUGCCACAUCACAUAAAUGGGCCUUUGGUGCCAUGGCAGAAUUGCUUGAUAAUUCUGUGGAUGAGGUAAUCGUCUAUAAGAUAAAAAAUGGGGCGACCUUUGUCAUGGUGGAUAAAACUUCAAAUCCUAGGGAUGGAAUUCCUGCUUUGUUAAUACAAGAUGAUGGUGGUGGUAUGGAUCCUGAAGCAAUGCGGCGUUGCCUUAGUUUUGGGUUUUCAGAUAAGAAGUCGAAAGAUGCUAUCGGACAGUAUGGAAACGGGUUUAAGACCAGCUCUAUGAGACUUGGGGCUGAUGUUAUUGUCUUCAGCCGUUGCAAAAGUUCCAGGAGAUUGACCCAAAGUGUUGGUCUGCUAUCUUAUACGUUUUUAAUGCAAACAAGACAAGAUAGAAUAGUUGUCCCAAUGGUUGAUUAUGUGUUUGACGCUGGUAGUAGCACAUGGAAAACAUUACACAGUGAACAACAACUUAAGAAUAAUCUUUCUAUCUUGUUGAAGUGGUCUCCAGUCACCACAGAAGCCGAACUUCUGAAGCAUUGUGAUGACAUAGGCCCCCAUGGUACCAAGAUAAUUGUUUACAAUUUAUGGCAAAACGAUGAAGGAAAACUGGAACUUGAUUUUGAGUCAGAUAAGGAGGAUAUUCGUUUAUCUGGUAAAGAUAACGUUACUGCAAGAGGUGCUUCUCGGAAGGACACAAAUGAAAACCAUCUUGCUAACCGUCUUCACUAUUCACUACGUGUACAGUUCCCAGUCAUGUGGCAUUCAGUACAACUGACCUCUAAAUACAUUGUAUCGAGUAAAAACACCGAGUAUCAAAUCAUACUAUCAGCACACUCCAUGUGUGAAGGGUCGGACUCGAAGAAUUAUUGCAUGGAUGCAUAUUUAUCCAUUUUAUACUUACGAGCACCAGAGAACUUCUGCAUAUUAUUGCGUGGACGAGCUGUUGAGUAUCAUAACAUUGCAACUGAUCUCAAAUAUCCUGAAUUUAUAUUGUACCGACCUCAGAACGUAGAGGGUUCGGUCCUGACAACAAUUGGCUUUCUGAAGGAAGCUCCAGCAGUUAAUAUUCAUGGCUUUAAUGUCUACCACAAGAAUAGAUUGAUACUGGAGUUUGAGAAGACUUCAGUUUUCCAAAAGCUCGAAACCCGCCUGAAAGAAAUGACACUAGAAUACUGGGAUUAUCAUUGUGGACUCCUUGGGUAUCAUCAAGUCAUUAAAGCACCUCGACCAGGCACGAUACCUAAUACCGCCUCCAGUUCUGCGCUUAGCCACGGUAUAUAUAAACCAGUUGUGCUGGGCAAAGAUAUAGGUGCAAAAUCAUCUUUUGCAGCCGGAGCUAAAAUGCGUGAAAUAGAUGUCCCAUCCAAUCACGUGGGGGCAAAAUCUGGGAGGACCUUACUGUCUAGUCAUCAAAAUUCUCUUGGUAAGUCAAAUAUUGAGCAUGCUAUUGAUUCUGCAAAACAGUUGAAUGACCAAGAAGCUGCUAAAAUAAUUGAAGAAAAUCGAAGUCUCCGUGCCCAGUGCCAUGAGUUUGAGAAGGCGGGCGAAGAACUCGAUCUCAAGUUGUCGCGUUUAACGGAAGAAGUACGAGAAGCACAGCGCGAGUAUGGCCGACUACUGCUAGAAUCGAAAUUAUUGGAGAGAGUUACGAGGGAAAUUAGACAAACAAGACCUGGUGACUAGUUGAAAUAAUUGCAUCAAAAAACUCGUCUUGUGUUGUUUAUGUAAUUGUUUCUGUACUAAGGUCUUUGUUUAUUUGUUUCUUGCUGUGGUUUUGCUCCUUAGUUUAAUAUCUUUGAUGACAAUCUUUAUAUUAUCGUGCUAUUAUCGUCUAGGGGAAAUAGGUCAUAUGUUUCAUUUAAUCUUGGGUAAGAAUGACCUAAAGAAGAAGAGGAGCUUAGCACAAAACUAGGUGACCUUUAUGGUCUAAUGACAUCUAGUUUUAUUAGUUUUAUUUUGAUUUUGAUUUAUAAUUUUUUUUUUUAAAAAACUUCUCUGUAUAUAUUCUGGUUUCCAACUUUUAUAUCCGUUAUUUGUUAUUUUGUUUGAUAAGAAACGGACAAUUUAUAUAUUUAUUUCGAUUGAUUGAGUUUGGAGUUUGGACUGUUUGGCACUGUAAUUUUCAGUUGAAGUCAUG